Pseudophryne corroboree (corroboree frog) is the source of this 6348-nucleotide messenger RNA. RefSeq names its product BCL6 corepressor like 1 (gene BCORL1). Gene Ontology annotation, cellular component: nucleus. Lineage: Eukaryota; Metazoa; Chordata; Amphibia; Anura; Myobatrachidae. Gene Ontology annotation, biological process: negative regulation of transcription by RNA polymerase II. The record is from RefSeq and is a predicted model, not a curated record. Gene Ontology annotation, molecular function: protein binding; transcription corepressor activity. Bases 349 to 5028 code for a protein of 1559 amino acids. The transcript has 16 exons.
GCGGCGGCUGCUGCUGCUGGGGAAUAAAGGUGUCUGAGCGCCGCCGGGGGUUCCGGGAAGCGGGAUGAUGCGGAGACCAGCGCAGGAGAAGCUGUAACGCAGCUGAAUGCAGCCACGUGUUCUCUGUUAUCACCCACAGCGCAGAGAGAUCAUUGCGCACAGAGCCCGGUCCACGUGCUCCUCCUCAUUAACCAGAAACCCUGCAAAACUCUCCGCUGAAUAGCUGAGACCUUCUUAUCCCGUGGAAGGUAAGGAAUAACGAGCAGGUGGAAUCUGCGUAGGGCGCAGGGGCGGGAGGCAGAGGAGCUGCAGACUCGCUCAGCAGCUCCCGGGGCGCAAUCACCUGCCAUGAUAUCGGCCGCCCCGCUCUACAGUGGCGUGCACAACUGGAGCAGUACCGACCGUGUGCGCAUGUGCGGCAUCAACGACGACAGGAGGAAUCCACUGUCUGAUGAGAAGUUAAAAUCCAGUAAUAGCCAGCACCUGGGGUCCGAAGAUCUGUGUGUGAAUAGUGUUCUUUCCAAGGUGGAUUUCAUACCAGCAACCAACCAAAGCGAUGCCCUGAUGCUCCAGGAAGGUGGCGGUGCAGCGGUGGAAUCUGGACAACAGCUGGAGGAGAAACCACCCGAUCCUAUUGUGUCCAAGCCAGCAUUGUCGUUUAAAGCUUGUGAUAACGUCUCACCACCGGAUGGAAAACCAGCUGCGAACAUGUUGGACACGUCUAUCCAAGCAGCUUCAAGCAAACACAGUAAAAAAAUGGAGUAUGCCAGGACUCCGGCGCAGGAGAAGGUAGCAGGGGCGGAACACCCCGCUUUUCAGCCCGCCGGCCCGGAUCCGUCUGUGAAGCAGAAGGCCGUCCUUGGCCCUGGAUUACAAAUUGCUGGUCAGCCGGUGGAGGCUACUCACGCUGUUGUGUCCUCCAGUUUCGGCACUCUUACUCCCUUUACUAUGAGCAGAAUCUGCUUCUCCGCCACUCAGGUCCCAAAUAUGCAGAAGCUUCCUUUGUCCUUCACAUCUGGCACGGUCAUAACACCAACCCAGCCCCUAGUUUAUAUCCCUCCUCCGAACUGUGGACAGCCCCUCAGCGUAACUACCUUGCCGACCACAUUUGGGGUGACAUCAACGCUGACCCUUCCCCUAAUGCCCUCCUGUUUGCAGGAGAGAUGCCUCUUGCAAGCCUCUUCAGAACUUCAUCCUCAUGCAUUUGCUUCUUCUCUGGGAAGACCCUUAAACACUGACUCCAAAGUGGGUCUGGCGGAAUUGAAUAAAGCAGUUAGCACAACCCCUUCCAUUUCCCUCACCAACAGCAAUACCAUUAUUACAUCCUCUGCGGACGGCUCGACCGUCCGCACUGAUCCAUCAUCCACCACUCUAUCUGCUUUACAGACUCUUUCCUCGCAUCCCACCCUCCCAUUGGUCAGUAUGAGCCCCAUUACCCUAGCAACCUAUUCCAGAACCCCUAAUCUGGAACCACAAACAGAGUCUUCAUCCGUUUCCCCGUUAAAGUCCCCUCCACAACUUGAAAGAGAGAUGGUCUCUCCCCCUGACUCCUAUGAAAUGCCUUUGGACUUGUCCUCCAAAUCUCACCGCCAUAAACACGCCCCAUCUAACCAACGGAAAACUCCACCUAUGCCAGUGUUAACCCCAGUGCACACGAGCGGGAAAGCCUCACUCUCCACUGUCUUGUCCAGGUCCGACUGCAGUUCUCAGCGUCCCGUGCAAAACAGCUUCACCACCACCACCAGCAGCGUCCAAGGCGGGCCCCCGUUGGUAAUGUUUCCGGAGUUCUUGAGGAAUGGGGAUCCAGUGUCAACACAGCUUGUGGGAGCUUCUGGGUCUUGGAUUAAAAAUUCUGCUGCUCUAAUUAGUACUAUACCCGGUACUUACGUAGGGGUGGCCAAUCCAGUGCCUGCCUCGGUGUUGUUGAACAAAGACUCUAGUUUGAGCCUUAGCACGGACUCCCAGCUUUUGGCAAAACAGGAGCCAAUUUCGAUAAUCGACCAGGGAGAGCCAAAGAACUCAGGGUCAUGUGGCAAGACUGGUGUAGAUGGCAUGCAGCCCACAGAAAAGCGGCACUUUCACGGACGGCCUACUACAGUGAACUCUUUAUGUCCUUCAAAGGAUUGGACCUUAUCUGGACAUGGGACGGUGCACCCAAAGUGUCCCUUAAAUGGGAAGCCCAGCAAUUCUCAGGUUCUGCCGGUUAGUUGGUCUCCAUACCGUCAGCCGUCACUGCUGUCCAUUGGCAUACCACCCGCAGGCACACUCCGUUCAAGCCAAGGUCCUCCUCAGAGACUUCCUGUAGGAGAAUACACCUUAUUCUCCAGCAUUCUUCCAGCGGAAUCCAAUGUGACGCCUCAAAAGAGCGUCGGCGAAUCUCCAUGUAGUGCUCAGCAACAAAACGCACCGACCGUUGCAGCCACGGACAAUGAGACGCCGGCAAAGCAAAGGACAUGCGAGACUCUUUCUAAACCGCGUAAAUCUCGCGUAAGUAAAAGUUUGCUGGCCCCGAAACCUGCUGCAGGAGACACCGUUUUAUACUUUCCACCAGGUGCGGCAGGUGGUCCGCAUGGGGUAGAAGGAAGCACCACCUUAAAUAAAGUUCCUGACCAGCAGAACUGUAAAGACAAUAAAGUUCGGCCAAAGUUGACUUGCAGUCGGAAGGCCUUUGGGGACACCAAGCCAAAAAAUAAAGUUUUGGCCUCUUACAUGACCAAUGACCAAGUGACGGCGAGCCAACCAAAAGACGUCAGUCACGACUUCUCUCUCUUGAGCCAGGACUGCAGUAAAAAGGACUCCAUUACGGGCGUGUCGCAGGAUCAGCCUGUGCCCCGCAAACGCAGCCACAAAAAAGCGCCCCCUGUAGACACUCUGCAUUGCGUGCAGGAGGUAGACUUGAGCAAAGUCAAAAUCGAGAGGGUGGACGAUGAUGAGAACUUUGGCUGUUUGCCAUCUUUUAACAAUUCAUUGUGGACUCCUGUGGAAAUGCCACCAAUUACCAAAGUUAAAGCUAGGGUUAAGAAAGAACCGGGGUUGAGAGGACGUUUUAAGCAUUCAGAAGAGGUCAGCCCGACCAGGCCCGCUCAACCCAAGUCCAAGAGUAAGCAGAAACAAAAAGACGUGGACAAAAGCGUGCAAGAACCGCAGAAACGGAAGUGGAAGAGGCGAUUGACCACCAGUCCCGAAAAGAAAGAACACAAAGCAGCCAAGUCCAAGAAGGAGCCGGUGACUGUGCGGACCAAAAGGCGGAAGAUAAUGACUAUAAAGGCCGAGCCCUAUGACCCAGAGUAUGACCUAGCCACGCCGGAGAGAAAACCCAAGAACAGUUUCAGAGACUUCAUCCCCGUUGUCUUAAAGAGCAGAACCCGCAGCCAGACAGGUAACUCUGGAUUCUUGGAGCUUGGGAUCGCCGACGCGGAGAGCGAGAAUGAGGAGGAGAUGGGUCCGCCUGGCAAAAGGCGUAAGUCCAGGAAGGCGUAUAAAACCCGGCGACCGCGCAGGUUCACGGCUGUUAAAGAGGAGCCGGAGCCAGAACUGAUCAGCCCCAUGCUGCAAGACCCCUGGGAGCUCUCCACCAGAGGCCUGUACGGCGGAAAGUCCACCAUAGCCUCCGAGCAGGACGGGGAAGAGGAGGGUCCUUUGCGGCGGAGGAAGAGGAGGCGUCAGAAGAACCGUAAAUAUCAGAAUGGGGAAUAUCUGACUGAGAAAGAGGAGGAGGAAGUGUCUCAGUGCUGCCGGAGGAGGAGGAGGAGGUCCAGGGCAGACUUAAGUAAACGGAACCUGUCGCCAGACCGGGACAGUGAGACCUGGAAAGGUAAACGCCCUCUAACUUCCCGCAAGAAACAGAGACAGAGCGAUUUCCGCACCGCCUCUUCCAGGGGCGGCCCCGAGGAUUCGCCCUCCGCACAGUCGCCAGAAAAACCGUCCGGAAAGCGCAAAUGCAAAACUAAACACCUUGGGGGCAACGCAGAUGAGGAGGUGAAGGGAAAGGGCAGGAGAAGCCUCCAGUCCCCCAGGAGCACCCCCAUCAAAUCUCCCCGGAAGAGCGCUGAUCCCGGAACCCCCUGCAGAUCCCGACGUACCAGCACUCUAGGCUCCUGUGACACCCCCAGCGCCCAGCACAUUCCCCCCGAAGCCAGGAGGCUGAUUGUGAAUAAAAACGCUGGGGAGACCCUGCUACAGAGGGCGGCGCGGCUGGGAUAUAAGGACGUGGUGCUGUAUUGUCUGCAGCGAGAUCUGGGUGACAUUAACCACAGAGAUAACGCUGGAUACACCGCUCUACAUGAAGCCUGCGCACGUGGCUGGACCGAGAUCUUGCAGAUCCUGCUGGAUAGGGGAGCUAAUGUUAACUGCAGCGCACAGGAUGGCACCAGGCCCAUACACGACGCCGUGGUCAACGACAACUUGGAAACGGUGUGGCUCCUGCUGUCCUACGGAGCAGACCCCACGCUGGCCACGUAUUCUGGACAGACCGCCAUGAAGCUGGCCAGCAGCGAGUCUAUGAGGACAUUUCUAAACGAUUACCUCUCUGACCUGCGAGGCCGGACUGAUGGCGAUCCUCGAGCAUCCUGGGACUUCUACAGUAGCUCUGUGUUUGGAGCGAAGGAUGAAAUUGGCCAUGACGUUCUCCUGGAUGCGUCUGAGCCCCCUGCGGAGGAGGAGAAGGGGGAGAAGGAACAGGAAGACCAGUUCUUGUUUGAGUUCUCGGAUGCACCACUCAUUUCCUGUUACAACCUGCAUGUCUCUCUAACUAGCGGACCCAGCAACUGGUUCCUGAUCUCCGACGUUCUGAAGAGACUCAAGUUGUCCUCCCGAAUAUUCCAGGCUCGGUUCCCGCACUUUGAAAUCGUCAGCAUGCAGAAGAAAGAGUUCUCUAGCCAGGUGCUCUCUAGCCAGAUCCUCACCCCUGCCGAGGGCAUGGACCUCUGGCCACAGGACAGCGGAGAGACUAUAGAGUUGAUAAAAUACGAUCCGGAGCUGGUGCGGCUCUUGGGCUCAUCUGUGGAAUUCCAGCCGGUCACCAGUUGACGGCUGACCCAGGACUUGUGUGCAAGUACCUACCGCUGCAUCGGAGGCAAUAACCCAGAUCAGGGGGUGGCGGCCUUAGCAGUGCCAGAAACCGGUGAAUGGAUGUUUUGAUUUGAACAUUUCCCUCCCACCCUUUCUGUGACGUCUGGCUUUCCUGUACACACCUCCAUUUGCGUUAUCUGUUCCCACAACCGCCACGGUUAGGAAAUUUCCAGCACAUCGCCGGAGGGCAGUGAGUUAACCUCACUGGACUGUUCCCUGGUGACUUUCCUGGCGCGUUUUGUCGGAGCGGCCCAUCUUCCUCAAUCCGCCAUCUGUGUCUUUCCUACGCCACAUUACCUGUGCUGAGCGAUUUGUCUCUGUGACCCCUUCUGUUGGAUGUUUUUACUUCCCCCCCCCCCUUUGUUCCAUGAGUUUGGUCGACUUGUGUCCGAACGGCGUUUUAGAAAAAAAAAAAAGCUAAAAAAAUGAACUGGUUCACCCACAAGACAUUAUGGAUCAAUUCUCAUCACUCAGUACUAGGAUAGACAAUCAUGGAUUUUUGUCUGAAGACGCUUGGGAUCGAAGCCAACCACAGCCAAGGACCCUGUAAAAAUUUAGAUGCUGUAAAUUAUUAUGAUUAAAUAUUUUCUUUCUGUCCUUCCUUAAAUUCUCUGAAUAUGCUUUCUAAACGAGUAGGUGCAAACCGGUGAUGACGGAGGUAGAAGUAGACAGAGCUUACCUAUCCUGUAGCAGGACGGUCUUGGACUCGCUCUACACGUAGAAGACCAAGCGUUCGUACGUGCUCGCCUACUGAUGACACUCUAACGACACAUGGUGUGGCUGAACGGGUUUACCGAGGACAGCGCAACGGCAAGCUAAGAACAGGCAGGCUCUGGAACAAGUAGGGCGAGCCGUCGGCACUCUCCAGCGGCGCCUGGGCAAUGCCGACACCACUAGACGCUUCAGCCCUGCUUUCUUCAGCGGACUCGGCAAAUGCGUAGUCAGCAUGGCUAUAGACUGGGGAGGAGGAAAUUCGUGUGAAUGUGCUCAGGGCUCUUCUUCCCACUAAUCCGAUGCUUCGUACUUUUUAUAGCAAAUGCUCAUUUUAAAGCAAUUUGGAGUGAAAGGAAAAUAGCGUGAGACUGAUUCCUGUAAGGAAAGGAAAAGAGACAGACAAAUGAAAUCACAGAGCCCCUCGGCGCGGGGGCCGCCGUGUGCUGCUCCACCGGAACCACGCGGCACUUUAACUUCUUGUGAACUGAGAAUUUUCUUUUUAUUGUAAAUGGUACAGUUUUAUUGUACGGGUGCUAAAAAAUACAACAAAAAAUAUUCACUUGA